Messenger RNA from Arabidopsis thaliana (thale cress), 2012 nucleotides. It is a transcript of the gene PHT1;1, whose product is annotated as phosphate transporter 1;1. The transcript has 3 exons. NCBI's taxonomy places the organism in Eukaryota, Viridiplantae, Streptophyta, Magnoliopsida, Brassicales, Brassicaceae. Bases 289 to 1863 code for a protein of 524 amino acids. Gene Ontology annotation, cellular component: membrane; plasma membrane. The record is from RefSeq and is marked reviewed. Gene Ontology annotation, biological process: phosphate ion transport; transmembrane transport. Gene Ontology annotation, molecular function: phosphate transmembrane transporter activity; transmembrane transporter activity.
UUAAACAUCAACUAUAAACAUACGGAGGGAGUAUUGAUGACUAAAAUUCUAAAAUCCAAAAUGAAAUUACAAAAUAAAUAAUAACUAUGAAGAAAGAGGCGAUCACGUUGCUUACAUAUCUUUCCUUUUCAAAAAGCAUUUUUUUAUUACAUUUAACGUGCUUCUCUUUCUUCUUCUCUAUAAAUGGCCAGCAUAAUUGUUCAUUUCUAAUGACCACAUAUAGUCUCUCCUCAACUCUCCAGAGAAGUUCUUAAUUUCUCCUGCCAAGCUGAUUAAGAGCUCUAGGAAAUGGCCGAACAACAACUAGGAGUGCUAAAGGCACUCGAUGUUGCGAAGACGCAACUUUAUCAUUUCACGGCGAUUGUCAUCGCCGGUAUGGGUUUCUUUACCGAUGCCUACGAUCUUUUUUGCGUGUCCUUGGUGACGAAACUCCUUGGCCGCAUCUACUAUUUCAAUCCGGAGUCAGCGAAGCCUGGCUCACUUCCCCCUCAUGUUGCGGCCGCGGUCAACGGUGUGGCCCUUUGUGGAACCCUUUCUGGUCAACUCUUCUUCGGUUGGCUCGGUGACAAACUCGGACGGAAAAAAGUGUACGGUCUCACUUUGGUAAUGAUGAUCUUGUGCUCUGUCGCUUCUGGUCUCUCUUUUGGCCACGAAGCCAAGGGUGUCAUGACCACCCUUUGCUUCUUCAGGUUUUGGUUGGGAUUUGGUAUUGGAGGUGACUACCCACUUUCUGCCACCAUCAUGUCUGAAUACGCAAACAAGAAGACCCGUGGGGCUUUCAUCGCAGCUGUCUUCGCCAUGCAAGGUGUCGGUAUCUUGGCUGGAGGUUUCGUGGCACUCGCAGUAUCUUCUAUAUUCGACAAAAAGUUCCCAGCUCCAACAUAUGCAGUAAACAGGGCCCUCUCAACGCCUCCUCAAGUUGACUACAUUUGGCGAAUCAUCGUCAUGUUUGGUGCUUUACCCGCAGCUUUGACUUACUACUGGCGUAUGAAGAUGCCUGAAACUGCCCGUUACACCGCUUUGGUUGCCAAGAACAUCAAACAAGCCACAGCCGACAUGUCCAAGGUCUUACAAACAGAUAUCGAGCUUGAGGAAAGGGUGGAGGAUGACGUCAAAGACCCCAAACAAAACUAUGGCUUGUUCUCCAAGGAAUUCCUUAGACGCCAUGGGCUUCAUCUCCUUGGAACUACCUCCACAUGGUUUUUGCUUGACAUUGCCUUCUACAGCCAAAACUUGUUCCAGAAGGAUAUUUUCUCGGCCAUCGGAUGGAUCCCAAAGGCAGCCACCAUGAACGCCACCCAUGAGGUUUUCAGGAUUGCUAGGGCUCAGACUCUUAUCGCCCUUUGCAGUACAGUCCCAGGCUACUGGUUCACAGUUGCGUUUAUUGAUACCAUUGGAAGGUUUAAGAUCCAACUAAAUGGAUUUUUCAUGAUGACCGUGUUUAUGUUUGCCAUUGCCUUCCCUUACAACCACUGGAUCAAACCAGAAAACCGUAUCGGAUUUGUGGUUAUGUACUCUCUUACUUUCUUCUUCGCCAAUUUUGGUCCAAAUGCAACCACUUUUAUUGUCCCUGCUGAGAUAUUCCCGGCCAGGCUAAGGUCUACAUGUCAUGGAAUAUCAGCCGCGGCUGGUAAGGCUGGAGCCAUUGUUGGAGCCUUUGGGUUCCUAUAUGCGGCUCAAUCACAAGACAAGGCCAAGGUAGACGCAGGAUACCCACCAGGCAUCGGAGUUAAGAACUCAUUGAUCAUGCUUGGUGUUCUUAACUUUAUCGGUAUGCUCUUCACCUUCCUUGUCCCAGAGCCCAAAGGCAAGUCCCUUGAAGAACUCUCUGGUGAGGCUGAGGUUAGCCAUGACGAGAAAUAAUUAUGUAUGUUUAUUUUGUUAUUUGGAGUGCGAUGUUUGGUUUUGUUUUCAUUUUAUUGGCUCGUUGACCUUAAGUUAUGAUGUUAUAAGAAUAUUUAUGAUAUCAUUUAAAUCUUGUCUAAUAUUUCGAAAUCGACUCACUAUUCUGG